Molecule: messenger RNA, 492 nt
Organism: Carcharodon carcharias (great white shark)
Lineage: Eukaryota; Metazoa; Chordata; Chondrichthyes; Lamniformes; Lamnidae
Product: fatty acid-binding protein 1, liver-like
Exons: 4
Coding region: 40-426 (128 amino acids)
Biological process (GO): fatty acid transport
Cellular component (GO): nucleus; cytosol
Molecular function (GO): fatty acid binding
Source: RefSeq, a predicted model, not a curated record
UGGUGUCUUUCUGUGUUGCACCAAGAGAACUACUUCACAAUGGCUUUCAAUGGACAUUAUGAGCUGCAGACCCAAGAAAACUUUGUACCAUUUAUGAAAGCUAUUGGACUCUCAGAUGAUUUGAUUGAGAAAGGGAAGGACAAAAAGAGCACUUCUGAAAUUGUCGAAACUGGAGACCACUUUAAGAUCACUGUCACAACGGGCAGCCGAGUGCUUAUUAAUGAGUUUACAAUUGGACAGGAGACAGAAGUAGAUUCUCCCACAGGAGAAAAGGUUAAGGCCGUAAUUAACCGUGAAGGGAACAAUAAACUUGUUGCCAAGAUAAAAAACAUUACCUCAGUUACAGAGGUCACUGGAGACCAACUAGUUAAUGCCAUGACUGUUGGAGACAUUGUCUACAAGAGAAUCAGCAAGCGCGUCAGUUAAAACCAUUGCAGAACACUUUAGGUAGCUAAUUGUAUAUCCUCGUAUUGUAUUAAAAUAAACGCUAUG